UACAAACCUACAUCUGCACGAUUUACUGUUUAUGCACUGAAGGCUAGCUGCUGCUUGCUGCUGCUGUUGGUAGGUUGGUAGGUUGGUCAAAUCAUUUUGGAACUACUCCCGAGUAUGGCGACUUGAGAAACACAUUGAACCUCGUUGUAAUUGUACCACCGGUGCACUUGGUUGUGUUUUGUAACUUUGUUUAUUUAAGCGCCUCAGUUCCAAGAGUCGUUGCCAUCUCAACAGAACCUUCCUCAGCAAGCUAGCAGCUAACGCUAGCCUUCAUAUAUAACUUUCCAUACGCGAUACUUCGAAACGCUUUAUAUUUGAGUGAUUUACAAGAGCACACACCAGCUGUAGCAUCUCAGGCAAGCAAAGACAGUUUGUUAUUUGAGGGGGAAACAUGUCUGGAGUUAGCAGAGAGAGAAGCGCGGCUACUAGUGCGCUUCACAACCAAGAGAAUGUGCUGUCACGACUGAGAGGCUCCAUCAAACCCCGAGCUGCUGCAAACGAAAACCAAGAAAACCUUGCACCGAAACAAGGAGCCGCCGGCAGCAGAACCGUGCUGGGAGCCCUGCAGAACAACCUGCGGAUCAAAGCCCAGAACCAGUGCGAGAAACAGGAAUCAUCACAGUCCUUGUCCUGCAAAAAUGAAGAUUUGGUCAGAAACUGCUCAGAGAAGCCGGUCGCCAAGCCACCCAUCUUCCAGAUCCAUGUGGAUGAGCCUGAUGGCGCCUGCAUCAAGAAGCCACAGCCUGUGGUCAAAGCAAAGGCCAGCGCUGAAGCGACUUCCCUCGCAAUCAGUGCUGUGGCACGGCUCCGACAGCCCCUGGCCACCCUCGAUAUUCCAUCAUCAAUGGAUGUCAGCUUUGACUCUCCCAUGGACAUGUCUGUGGUUGAGGGGGAGGAGAAACUACUUGAUGUAAAUGAUGUCCCAGAGUAUGCUGCUGAAAUCCACACAUACCUGAGGGAAAUGGAGAUUAAGACCAGGCCUAAAGCAGGCUACAUGAAGAAGCAGCCUGACAUCACCAACAGCAUGAGGGCCAUCCUGGUGGACUGGCUGGUCGAAGUUGGAGAAGAGUACAAGCUCCAGAAUGAGACUCUGUACCUGGCUGUAAACUACAUCGAUCGCUUCCUCUCAUCCAUGUCUGUCCUGAGGGGAAAGCUGCAGCUGGUCGGCACCGCCGCGAUGCUGUUGGCUUCGAAAUUUGAAGAAAUCUACCCCCCAGAGGUGGCAGAGUUUGUUUACAUCACAGACGACACCUACACAAAGAAGCAAGUGUUGAGAAUGGAGCAUCUGGUGCUUAAAGUGCUUUCCUUUGAUCUGGCUGCUCCAACAAUUAUCCAGUUUCUCUCCCAGUACUUCCUCAAUAAAUCAGUCAGCAAACAGGUGCAGAGCCUGGCAAUGUACCUUGGGGAGCUCAGUCUGGUCGACUCUGAUCCCUUCCUGAAGUACAUCCCAUCCCACACAGCAGCUGCAGCCUACACUCUGGCAAACCACACGGUGACUGGUGGCUCAUGGCCCAAGUCCUUGACAGAGAUGAGCGGCUACUCCCUGGAAGAUCUGAUGCCUUGUGUUGAGGAUCUGCACCAAAUUUACCUCAAUGCUGCUCAGCAUGCACAGCAGUCUGUUCGAGAGAAAUACAAGGGCCCCAAGUACUCUGAAGUUUCCCUCAUCGAUGCACCGUCGAAAUUGCUGCUGAACUAACCCCCCCCCAUCCCCAUGUAGUUUUGUAACUCGGUCGGUCUUCAAUAUUUUUUUAAUGAUGUAUACCACAAUUUAAAAUGACAAUGCCUACUCUUCCUGGGGUAGUGCUAGAUGUUUAGAGUUUUUUUUAAAAGGUAUUUUUAUAUAAUCCUGACAUCACACCAGAUUCUACAGUUUUGUUGGUGAAUCAAGCAGUUUUAAUGUUGACUUCUAAUCACAGACAAAAUGUAGAGGCCUUAUCAGCGCUCAUUCUGCUUCAAGCUACAGUGUCUUUAAUAUCCACUGGACCUGUAAUGUUCUGAACUCAAAACCUGUUCUUUACACUUUUAAUGGUUUUGGGUCAAAAGCAGUCAUUGUUGAUGGUUAAACUUUUGACGUCGUGAAAUGCAGAUUAAAGUACAUUUUGUCUGUAAUGGAGUCAGCUGUCAUUAUAUUGGAGUCUUGUCAAUUCUACUGCUUUUGUCAAGGCACCAUCUGCACUGUAAAAUAUGGCUCUUGUAAAUAAAAUGCAUUUAAAGUCA
Molecule: messenger RNA, 2217 nt
Organism: Notothenia coriiceps (black rockcod)
Lineage: Eukaryota; Metazoa; Chordata; Actinopteri; Perciformes; Nototheniidae
Gene: ccna2
Product: cyclin A2
Exons: 8
Coding region: 392-1696 (434 amino acids)
Biological process (GO): mitotic cell cycle phase transition
Molecular function (GO): cyclin-dependent protein serine/threonine kinase regulator activity
Source: RefSeq, a predicted model, not a curated record